Ictidomys tridecemlineatus (thirteen-lined ground squirrel) is the source of this 1485-nucleotide messenger RNA. The record is from RefSeq and is a predicted model, not a curated record. NCBI's taxonomy places the organism in Eukaryota, Metazoa, Chordata, Mammalia, Rodentia, Sciuridae.
GGGACAGGGGCACGCGGGAGAGCUGGCCUCGGAGAGCGGCCGGCGCGCCGGCGGGACCUGCCGAGCUCGGGGAGCCUACGCGGGCGCGGCGGUCGGGCCGAGGUCACCCUGGCGGUCGGAGCCUCCGAAUGGUCUCCGCGCCCUGGAAGACCGUUGGGUGAUUACAUGAGGUUCUGCCGGGACUCGGUGCCCGAACCUGCUGUCCGAGCUGUGGUCACGUUGGUCUGGCCUGGCCGGUGCGCCCAGUUGCUGUCUGUCUGGCUCCGACGACGCUCCAGGCGCUGUGGGCCCUUGACGGUAUCGUCAGAUAACCGAGAAAAGAGGUCAUUUUCUUCUGAGAAAGUCAUUCAGAAGGACUGUGCUCUCCCUAACCCCAGCUGGAGCAAGGACCUAAGACUCCUCUUUGACCGGUUCAUGAAGAAAUGUGAAGAUGGCUCCUGGAAACGUUUGCCUUCAUACAAACAAUUUUUUUCUAAAAAUUUUCAAGGAUUCCAAACCCUUUAUCUCGACCCAAGUCUCGUAAAAGGAGAAGAACGUGCCCAACUCUUCACAAGAAGCUUUGAGGAUGGCCUGGGCUUUGAAUAUGUGAUGUUCUAUAAUGAUGCUGAGAAAAGGGUACUUUGCUUUCUUCAAGUAGGUCCUCACCUGCAGGGAGCACCUGGAUUUGUUCAUGGAGGUGCCAUUGCAACCAUGAUGGACUCCACCACCGGUACGUGUGCAUGUCGAGCUGGGGGGAUUGCCAUGACUGCCAAUCUCAACAUCAAUUUUAAAAGACCUAUUCCCCUGUGUUCUGUUGUUGUGAUAGACAGCCAACUUGAUAAAGUCGAAGGAAGGAAACUGUUUGUUUCCUGUAAUGUUCGAAGUGUUGAUGAGAAGACCUUACACUCCGAGGCAUCAGCCUUAUUUAUAAAGCUGGAUCCUGAUAAAAGUUUAAGGAAAAAGAGCUAAUGAUGGAUUCCACACCUUUCUGCACGAGGGCCUCCCUCCUCCAGAAGCCGUUGUCCCCACCCCUGCUCCGUCACCCAUGCUGAAUCCCCCACAAAGGAAGCCUGCUGACACUGACCUUUUGGAACAGCCUUCGAAGUGUGACUCCCAGAACUCUCCACCAUCUCAACUUUUGAGCAAAGAACACUCCCUGUGAGGAUAUCAGCAAUUCUUUGCAUUCCUGAGGAUAAAUGUGGUUCUCCUAAAUCUGAACAGGCUCAUUAAAGUUGCACAAGCAUGACAUCUGCCCUGCUGGAGACUGGGAGAAAAAAAUUGUAUUGAAACCGUUGCUAUAAACUUCAGAAUACUGCAGCCAAAUGAAGGAGUAAAUGUGUGGGUUUGUGUGGGGUGUGCACAUGUGGAACUUGCAAAGCUAACUUUAUUGUUUCUGAACAAACCUUUUUGGCCAGAGUAGGAAAUACAACUGGUUCCUAUAGGAAUGGAUACCUCAAAUCUGUGGCCUGGGGUUCUGGAGAUUAAACCACUGUACCAUUUUUAACA